Corylus avellana is the source of this 1424-nucleotide messenger RNA. It is a transcript of the gene BT1, whose product is annotated as BTB and TAZ domain protein 1. Gene Ontology annotation, molecular function: protein binding. NCBI's taxonomy places the organism in Eukaryota, Viridiplantae, Streptophyta, Magnoliopsida, Fagales, Betulaceae. The record is from RefSeq and is a predicted model, not a curated record. Gene Ontology annotation, cellular component: nucleus.
GCUGGGAGCCUGGGAUCAACCACUAUCUCCCACCUCGCAUAUCAAAGAACACGCCGUCUAGUAUUCGUUUCUCUCUCUCUCUCUCUCUCUCUCUCACAGAUGGAAGACAAUCAAACUACGUCCUUUACCAUUUCCGUCAACCUGUACGGUGACUCUUCAGCCACGGCCCGAGAACUUCCGGAGCCGGACAUCCACAUCAUCACCUCCGGCGCACUGCGCAUCCCGGCGCACGCUAGCGUCCUGGCUUUGGUGUCGCCGGUAUUGGAGAAUAUAAUAGACCGGCCACGUAAGCACCGGAGCUCCGAGAAAGUCAUUUCGAUACUUGGCGUUCCUUGCGACGCUGUCGUCGCGUUCGUUCGGUUCCUCUACUCCUCCAGGUCCACCGAGGAGGAGAUGGAGAGGUUCGGGAUUCAUCUACUGGCGCUGUCUCACGUAUACGCGGUCCCACAACUGAAGCAGAGGUGCACGAAGGCUUUGGGUGAACGGCUGACGAUCGGGAAUGUGGUGGAUGUGCUUCAGCUGGCGAGGAUGUGUGACGCACCGGAUCUCUACCUCAAGUGCUUGAAAUUGGUCGCCGGCCAUUUCAAGGCUGUGGAGAAGACUGAAGGGUGGAAGUUCUUGCAAGACUACGACCCUUGGCUUGAGCUACAGAUCUUUCAAUUCAUGGAUGAAGCUGAAUCGAGGAAAAAGAGAUCAAGAAGGCACAAGGAAGAGCAGAGGCUGUAUCUACAGCUAAGCGAGGCAAUGGAGUGUUUGGAGCACAUAUGUACUGAAGGGUGUACAAGUGUUGGGCCGCAUGACACUGAACCCAACAAGAAGAAGGGCCCCUGUAGCAAAUUCUCCACGUGUCAAGGUCUCCAGCUCUUGAUUCGGCACUUUGGUACGUGUAAGAAGAGAGUAAACGGAGGCUGCUUGAGGUGUAAGCGGAUGUGGCAGCUUCUGAGAUUGCACUCCUCAAUCUGUGACCAAUCUGAUUCUUGCAGAGUUCCUCUUUGCAGGCAAUUCAAGUUGAGAAUGCAGCUGGACAAAAAUAAAAAUGACGCAAGGUGGAAAUUACUGGUGAGGAAGGUGGUGUCAGCCAAAGCCAUAUCUUCCCUGUCGUUGCCCAAGAGGAAAAGGGAGGAACUACAAUUUCAAGAGACCCACAAUCAUGGGAUUAGAAGCUUCAGAUUAUAAUUUGUACAAGAUUAGGGCUAUUAUAAGUAUCCUUGUCUCUUAUUUCAUUUAUUGUGGUAGAUUUUGUGUCAUACUCGUAAAAUGAAGGAGGUGCACCCGUUUUAUGGUGCCUGUCCUGAAUAUAUAUGAAGCAUAGUUUUGUGUCGGUAUGUAUACCAAUAAGAGGUGGUAGGUGGAGUGGUUUCUUGUAAUUUAAAAUCUCUUCAUUAAUGCCAAUGGAAGUGAAGUGCCUCAUACUUUUUGCAUCU